CUUUCACAGAAUCUCGUGCUCCCAAAGGCAGGACCCGCAAACUGGCUUUCGUUCCUCGGUGUAGGAUUUGGCGCGGUCCUGAUCGGUAUGGGCUUUACCAAGAGCUGGGGUGCUAUGGCAGUCUGCCGAGCUCUUUUGGGAAUAUUGGAAGCAGGUUUUCUACCAGGCUGCACCUACCUUAUCACUUGCUGGUAUACGCGCUUUGAAGUGGGAAAAAGACUUUCCGCUUUCUGGAUCCUGUCUGUCCUUGCUAGCGGGUUUUCUGCAAUCUUUGCAUAUGUCCUGACUCUUCUCCGUGGAAAGAGUGGACUGAACGGCUGGAGCUGGAUCUUCAUCAUCGAAGGCGCAAUUACCAUGGUUGUGUGUGCUUUGGGCUGGUUCAUCAUCAUCGACUUCCCGACACAAGCCGGCAAGUUCCUGAAGCCAGCGGAGCAAGAGUUCAUCAUUGCCCGUAUCAACCAAGAUCGUGGCGACGCUGAGGAGGAUCACAUUAAUUUGGCCAAAAUUCUGCAUCACCUCAAAGACUGGAGACUGUACUUUUGGGCGUUCAAUCUCAUGGCUUCGACGCUUCCCGGAUACGCCUACUCCUACUUUCUCCCAAUCAUUCUUCGCAACGGUAUGGGCUUCAGCAGUACACAGGCUCAACUUCUUUCCGCGCCUCCCUAUGUCCUAGCAGCGGUUGUAGCCUACAUUUCCGGCUAUCUUGGAGACAAGUACAAGAUUCGAGGGCCCAUCAUUGCAGUCCAUCAAGCUUUGACUGCCGUCGGAAUGCUGAUCACCGUGUACGGCAAAGCUAAUGGUGCUCGCUACUUUGGAGCGUUCCUUGGCAUUGGGUUUCUUCAGUUUUGCGUCCCGGGCGUGCUGACCUUCCAAGCAAACAACAUUACUUCGCAUUCAAAACGUGCUGUCUCGAGCGCAACAUGUCUCAUUGGAGGCGGCCUCGGUGGCAUCAUCGCAAGCACAGCUUUCAUGUCAAAAGAAAGUCCUCACUACACUACCGGCAUCUGGACAACCUUCGCCAUCUCUAUGGUUAGCAUUGCGAUGAUCAUCAUCAUGGAUAUCUACUUGUGGCGCUGCAACAAGGCAGCAAAAGCAGGGCAUCGCAGGAAUGAGGGUUUGGAAGGCUGGCUGUAUACACUGUGA
Messenger RNA from Colletotrichum acutatum, 1143 nucleotides. Its product is annotated as major facilitator superfamily domain-containing protein. The transcript has 5 exons. The record is from RefSeq and is a predicted model, not a curated record. The annotation marks the transcript as partial. NCBI's taxonomy places the organism in Eukaryota, Fungi, Ascomycota, Sordariomycetes, Glomerellales, Glomerellaceae. Gene Ontology annotation, molecular function: transmembrane transporter activity. Gene Ontology annotation, cellular component: membrane. Gene Ontology annotation, biological process: transmembrane transport.